Histoplasma capsulatum G186AR is the source of this 749-nucleotide messenger RNA. Its product is annotated as carbonic anhydrase. The transcript has a single exon. Bases 1 to 669 code for a protein of 222 amino acids. Lineage: Eukaryota; Fungi; Ascomycota; Eurotiomycetes; Onygenales; Ajellomycetaceae. Gene Ontology annotation, biological process: carbon utilization; cellular response to oxidative stress; cellular response to carbon dioxide. Gene Ontology annotation, cellular component: cytoplasm. Gene Ontology annotation, molecular function: zinc ion binding; carbonate dehydratase activity. The record is from RefSeq and is a predicted model, not a curated record.
AUGGCGCCUACCGAGGUCUCCAAGUAUCUCAAGCAAUCUCACGAACGCAUCUUCGAGAACAACAAGAAAUGGGCAGCGGAAAAGGCCGCGAAGGACCCGCAUUUCUUCGAGAAGCUCCAGACUGGCCAGAAUCCAGACUACCUAUGGAUUGGCUGCAGCGACAGCCGCAUCCCUGCCGAGCAAAUCACAGGCUUGGGCCCCGGUGAAGCUUUCAUCCACCGCAACAUUGCCAAUUUGGUCUGCAAUACGGAUCUGAACGUGAUGAGCGUGAUCAACUAUGCGGUGCGGCAUCUGCACGUCAAACAUAUCAUUGUCUGCGGCCAUUACGGAUGCGGCGGUGUCAAAGCCGCUUUGACGCCGGCAGAUUUGGGUCUGCUAAACCCCUGGCUGCGAAAUAUCCGCGACGUCUACAGGCUCCACGAGGCAGAGCUAGAUGCAAUUGAAGACAGCAAGCGCUGUGAUAGACUUGUAGAGCUGAAUGUAAUUGAGCAGUGUCGGAACAUCAUUAAAACGGCAGCCGUGCAGAAGAGCUUUUCGGAAAAUGCGUAUCCCGUUGUGCAUGGCUGGGUGUUUGAUUUUAAAGAUGGCCUGUUGACGGAUCUGAAAAUUGAUUUUGAGGAGGUAUUGGCGGGAAUCCAGAAGAUUUAUAACUUGACGGAUGGGAAAUGAGGUGAAAAGGGUUUAGACAUUUAGGUGGAUAGCAACAUUGUAUACGGUUUGCAUAAAUGAUUAGCCACCGUUGCGCUUCA